GGAAGAGCGGGCGGGCGGGAGGCGCCGGCGCCAGACGCGGAGGGAAGGAGCUACGAGUAGCCGCCGAGAGGCCGCGGAGCCAGCGACGACCGACCCAGCCGAGCCGCCGCCGCCGCCGCCGCGCCCCCAUGGCGGCCGCCAAGGACACUCAUGAGGACCAUGAUACUUCCACUGAGAAUACAGACGAGUCCAACCAUGACCCUCAGUUUGAGCCAAUAGUUUCUCUUCCUGAGCAAGAAAUUAAAACACUGGAAGAAGAUGAAGAGGAACUUUUUAAAAUGCGGGCAAAACUGUUCCGAUUUGCUUCUGAGAACGAUCUCCCAGAAUGGAAGGAGCGAGGCACUGGUGACGUCAAGCUCCUGAAGCACAAGGAGAAAGGGGCCAUCCGCUUCCUCAUGCGGAGGGACAAGACCCUGAAGAUCUGCGCCAACCACUACAUCACGCCGAUGAUGGAGCUGAAGCCCAACGCAGGUAGCGACCGUGCCUGGGUCUGGAACACCCACGCUGACUUCGCCGACGAGUGCCCCAAGCCAGAGCUGCUGGCCAUCCGCUUCCUGAAUGCUGAGAAUGCACAGAAAUUCAAAACAAAGUUUGAAGAAUGCAGGAAAGAGAUCGAAGAGAGAGAAAAGAAAGGAUCAGGCAAAAAUGAUCAUGCCGAAAAAGUGGCGGAAAAGCUAGAAGCUCUCUCGGUGAAGGAGGAGACCAAGGAGGAUGCUGAGGAGAAGCAAUAAAUCGUCUUAUUUUA
Messenger RNA from Pan troglodytes (chimpanzee), 745 nucleotides. RefSeq names its product ran-specific GTPase-activating protein-like. Gene Ontology annotation, biological process: positive regulation of mitotic centrosome separation; nucleocytoplasmic transport. Gene Ontology annotation, molecular function: GTPase activator activity. The transcript has a single exon. NCBI's taxonomy places the organism in Eukaryota, Metazoa, Chordata, Mammalia, Primates, Hominidae. Bases 129 to 731 code for a protein of 200 amino acids. Gene Ontology annotation, cellular component: centrosome; cytoplasm; nuclear pore. The record is from RefSeq and is a predicted model, not a curated record.